CUGCAACUCUCUCUCCUUCCUCUCGCUUGCUCUGCGACUCUCUUCCUCUUUUUUCUGUCAGUUGCAGCGUUGCUCUCUCUCUCUCUCUCUAUCUAUCUCUUUCUCCUCUCUCCGCUUUUCUCUGUGUUUUCAGUCUGCAACUCUUCAUAGAGAAGAAAGUCCGAAACAGGGCAAGGCGUGUCAAGCAAAACCAGAGACUACCCACCACCCUUCUGCGAUCAAUCUUUGUUGCUGCGUGCGACUGGAAAGAAAAUGGGCCAUUUCUGGACCUUUUUGACAUACGUUCACUCCUUAGCAGGGCCGACCGUGAUGCUCCUGUACCCUUUGUAUGCAUCUGUUAGAGCAAUCGAGAGCCCAUCAAAGCUGGACGAUGAGCAAUGGCUUGCUUAUUGGAUCUUGUACUCAUUUUUGACUCUCAUGGAGAUGGUGGCAGCCCCUAUCCUGCAGUGGAUACCCAUAUGGUACCAAGCGAAGGUCUUGUUCAUAGCUUGGUUGGUGCUUCCCCAGUUCAGAGGGGCAUCCUUCAUCUAUGAGAAAUUUGUAAGGGAGCAGCUAAGGAAGUACUGUGGGGAGGUGGGGAAGGACCAUCCUCACAAGAACAAGUUCACCGACUUCCUGCAACCGAAGAAAGGAGAGCACGAGGCGUACUGAGAGGAUCUUGAAGUUUGUAAAACAAGAAAAGUUGCUCCCUCCCUCUCUCUCUCCUCUGUCAAUCUCUCUUUUUCUUCUCUGUAUCUUUUCUCUUCGACGAUGCUUGUAAAUGGGGAGAUCCUUGGAACGCUGGAGUGUUCAAGAAUGUGCACUUUUUUCGUUUUCCGUGUUUCAA
This is a messenger RNA of Nymphaea colorata (pocket water lily), 826 nucleotides long. Its product is annotated as HVA22-like protein e. Bases 253 to 651 code for a protein of 132 amino acids. The record is from RefSeq and is a predicted model, not a curated record. The transcript has 5 exons. NCBI's taxonomy places the organism in Eukaryota, Viridiplantae, Streptophyta, Magnoliopsida, Nymphaeales, Nymphaeaceae.